CGCGGUGCUGCUUUUGGGUGAGCAGGGAAGGUGCUGGGGACUUGGGGCACUUCGCUUCAGCCUCCGGUCUCGCCAUGCCGCCGCCGCCGGGCCAGACCCAGCUCCCGGACUGGGAUGGCCUGAAGCUUCGCGUGCAGACCCUCAUCGCCUCCCACCGCGUCAUGAUCUUCAGUAAGAGCUAUUGUCCCUACUGCAAUAAGGUUAAAGAACUCUUCCGCUCCCUGCAUGUGGAGUACUACGCUUUGGAACUUGAUAUCACUGAUGAUGGGCCCAGUAUUCAGCAAGUAUUAGCAGAACUGACUAAUCAGAGGACAGUGCCUAAUGUAUUUGUGAAUGGAACUCACGUAGGCGGCUGUGAUGCAACUUACCAGGCUUAUCAGAAUGGAUCACUGCAGAAACUUCUUGGUGAUAGCAAAGAUAUAGAACCCUAUGAUUAUGACCUCAUUAUUAUUGGUGGAGGAUCAGGUGGACUUGCAUGUUCCAAGGAAGCUGCUACCUUGGGGAAGAAAGUAAUGGUAUUAGAUUAUGUUGUUCCAACGCCCCUUGGAACCUCGUGGGGACUUGGUGGCACGUGUGUAAAUGUAGGCUGCAUUCCUAAGAAGCUAAUGCAUCAAGCAGCACUUCUGGGUCAGGCUCUCCAAGAUUCAAGGAAAUACGGGUGGCAGUAUGAUGAGCAAGUUAAACACAACUGGGAGGUCAUGGUAGAAGCAGUUCAAAACUACAUUGGCUCUUUGAACUGGGGUUACCGAGUGUCCUUAAGAGAGAAGUCUGUGACAUACAUCAAUUCCUAUGGAGAAUUUGUGGAACCACACAAAAUUAAGGCAACUAAUAGAAAAGGACAAGUAACCUAUCACACAGCAGAGACUUUUGUGCUGGCAACUGGAGAAAGGCCUAGAUAUCUGGGUAUCCCUGGAGAUAAAGAAUACUGUAUUACAAGUGAUGACCUCUUCUCCCUGCCUUACUGCCCUGGCAAAACUCUAGUUGUGGGUGCAUCUUAUGUGGCUCUAGAGUGUGCAGGAUUUCUUGCUGGUCUAGGGCUAGAUGUCACAGUGAUGGUGCGUUCUAUCCUCCUGCGGGGCUUUGACCAGGAAAUGGCAGAAAGAGUAGGGGCUCACAUGGAAACACACGGUGUGAAGUUCAUCAGGAAGUUUGUACCUGUUCAGGUCGAACAGUUGGAGCAAGGCAUGCCUGGAAGGCUGAAAGUGACAGCAAAGUCUACUGAGGGAUCAGAAUUCUUUGAAGAAGAAUAUAACACUGUUUUGAUAGCUGUUGGUCGUGAUGCAUGUACCAGAAAUAUUGGUUUAGAGACAAUUGGUGUGAAAAUCAAUGAGAAGAAUGGAAAAGUACCUGUAAAUGAUGAAGAACAAACCAAUGUGCCUUAUGUUUAUGCUAUUGGAGAUAUAUUGGAAGGAAAGCUUGAACUUACUCCAGUUGCCAUUCAAGCAGGGAAACUGCUAGCCCAGAGGCUUUAUGGUGGUAGUUCCAAAAAGUGUGACUAUAUCAAUGUACCAACGACAGUGUUUACUCCUUUAGAGUAUGGCUGCUGUGGGCUAGCUGAGGAAAGAGCGAUAGAAGAAUAUGGAAAGCAAAAUCUGGAGGUUUAUCACAGUUUGUUCUGGCCACUCGAAUGGACAGUACCAGGCAGAGAUAACAAUACUUGUUAUGCAAAGAUUAUCUGCAAUAAACAGGACAAUAAUCGUGUGAUAGGAUUUCACGUUCUUGGUCCAAAUGCCGGUGAAGUUACCCAAGGCUUUGCUGCUGCAAUAAAAUGUGGUGUCACCAAAGAAUUACUUGAUGAAACCAUUGGUAUCCAUCCAACCUGUGCAGAGGUGUUCACUACCAUGGAUAUUACAAAAUCUUCAGGACAAGACAUCACUCAAAGAGGCUGCUGAGGUUAAAUCUGCUGUUUUACAUGUUUUCAUGUUGUACACUCUGGGUUCUGUGGAAGCCCUGAGUACAACCAGCUGCUCUGCAGCAAAAUACUUGCAUCAGUACCGCUGUAUGUACUGCAGCUGGCAUGGUGCCUUUGUGUGGCUUCCUCAGUGAACAGUGUUGCAAAUGGAAACAGUAAUAACAGCAGGGAAACCUUGAACUGUAAAUCCUGACUUUGCUUGGAAUCAGCACUUUCUGUGCUUUUUUGACGUUGUAGCUCAGAACCUUAUUGUGAGGUGAGCUACAACUGAUGGCUGCCAUGCAAAGUUGGGAGAUCUCUUCGUCUGGUCAGAUGACUAAACUCCUGAAGGAAAUUCUUAAAGUUGCACAAGUUAAAGCUAAUGCUCCUAAGCUCCAGUGUCUUGUACAAAUGCCUGAGAGAGAAGACAAAUGAUCGAAAGAUUCUUCCCAGCAGUUUUCAGUUGAUUGCUUUAUCUCUUUUGAUGCAUUUUGUUUUACUUCAUUGUAUAUUCAGUUGAGUCAAGAUGGCACAAAUAGUGUUGACUAGGGCAGUUCAAGCACUAGUCUCCCAGCUCAACCAGACUAAAACUUCAAAGUAAUCUAAGACAUCACUGUUGUUAACAUUCAUAGUUGUCUGACUUCAGGUGACAUGUCUUCAAGAGAGAAGUUUCAGCCGUAGACCCCUUGUUGGUCAGGGUUGAAGAGCAGAAGAGCAAAGUCUUGUCAGUUUGCUCUUGCUGUUUGUGACUAUUUAGUGCUAAUACUCUCAAAUCUGGUUUCAGCUCUGUAACGUAAAGCAUCAGAGAACCCAGAACUGUAAAUCUGGAGUACUGAAGCCUUGGAGGAGCAGGAUCUGAGAGUAUCUGUGCCACUGAUACAGUAGAUGCCUGCCCAUGACGAUCAUAAGCAUUGUAUAGAAUUCCUCUUUGAAGCAUGUGUCGGAGCUGAGAACAAUGACUUGAUGUGCUGUCAUGCUUUAUCUGGCGUUGUGUACAGUCAGUACUCUGUGGAAGCUUUCUUCCACCCCUAGCAUUCUGCUCUGGGGGAAUUGUGCUUGAAUUUGGCUCUUAGUUUUGUCCAAAGAGAUGUUUUUGAAAGACUGUUCUGAACGUUGUAUAAUAGUAAACAGUUUUUAAUUAUUUAAUCUAUGAUGUACCAUGGAAUUUGAAGUUCAAUAAACAAUGCG
This is a messenger RNA of Dryobates pubescens (Downy woodpecker), 3079 nucleotides long. It is a transcript of the gene TXNRD3, whose product is annotated as thioredoxin reductase 3. The coding region runs from base 75 to 1892 and encodes 605 amino acids. Lineage: Eukaryota; Metazoa; Chordata; Aves; Piciformes; Picidae. Gene Ontology annotation, molecular function: flavin adenine dinucleotide binding; glutathione-disulfide reductase (NADPH) activity; thioredoxin-disulfide reductase (NADPH) activity. The transcript has 16 exons. Gene Ontology annotation, cellular component: mitochondrion; cytosol. The record is from RefSeq and is a predicted model, not a curated record. Gene Ontology annotation, biological process: cell redox homeostasis; glutathione metabolic process; cellular response to oxidative stress.